This is a messenger RNA of Pecten maximus, 9049 nucleotides long. Its product is annotated as nuclear mitotic apparatus protein 1-like. The coding region runs from base 246 to 5930 and encodes 1894 amino acids. The record is from RefSeq and is a predicted model, not a curated record. NCBI's taxonomy places the organism in Eukaryota, Metazoa, Mollusca, Bivalvia, Pectinida, Pectinidae. The transcript has 41 exons.
GUUUACUGAUAUCCAAGAUGGAGGGCACUGUCUGAACAAGUUUUGAUAUAAGCGUACCUGUGUCUGUUUUAACCAGUCCAUAUAGCCAGGUUCACCAGUAUGGCAAUGGCCCUGGACUGUCGGGCUCAGCGACUCGACUAAGAGGGUACAACCUAGCCUCAGGGGUUAGUGGACUAUACACGAUCUCCGAGAAGGAAGAGGAACAUCUACCGGGGAAUGUGUAUAAAAAGAAGUACAAGUUGACAAUGAGUGGUGAACGUCAACAGAAACAUUUACCAGGUGAAACUACUCAAGGUGCAUCAUCAUCACCACGGAUCAGCUCCCUCCAGAAUCCAGAACAUGGCCCACCAUAUGGAUCAGCACCAGAUAUCACAUCCUCGGGUCUAUACAAGAAUUUUCCCCCAAAAGGGAGGGCCCUACGUGCCCCUACAAAACAUGGGUCCCGUCUGCCCCGCCCCAAACCUGGCAGGGUGCAGGAGAUGGGGAGGUAUGAAGGGACACAGAAGAAAAGGAACCUCCCCAAUAUGAGGAGUGCCACACCCGACGGGAGGGGGAUGAUGAUGGAGAAGGAAAUGAUGGAAAGUCAUAACAGGAAGCUACAGAUGGAAAUCUCCACUUUACAUACAGAAAAUAAGCUUCUGAAGGACAAAUACAACAGGGCUUCAGCAAAAAUCAAUCACUUAGAGGAACAGUUGGCAGAGUCAAGGGAACAGUUAGAAUCUCUCCAUGGCAACCUGAAUCAAGAACUUUCUGAGGUCGAAAGGAGAAAUAAGUCCCAAGCCAUAGAGGAAAUGGAUGUUUUCCAGACCAAAAUUUUGACUCUCACAAAGGAAAAUCAAUCUCUGAAGAAUGAGGUUUUAUCCCUUGAGAAACAGCUCGAGUCUGCUCACAAGAAUAUGGACAGAGCUUUACUAAACUCAGAGAAAAACAGAACACUGGAUGCUCAUAAGUUGGAAAUUGCUACACUGAAGGAUGAAGUGACACGCGUCAAGUCACUGUUAGAGCAGAGUGAGCGCCACCUACAGGAGGAGGACUCUCACACCAAAGAACUUAGUCAGCAAGUCAUCAAACUGACAGAGAUGAAAAACUUAUUACAGCAACAAAUAGAGAUGGGAGGGGGUGGAGCUACAGCCACUGACAAACAGAUCAAAUCACUGGAGAAAAGACUGAGGGUUACAGAGGAAAGGCUGCACCAUGAGCGUUCUGACCGUGCUAAUAAUUUGUCUCAGGUGGAGGACAAACUUCUCACAGAGAAUGCACGUUUACAGGCCACAGAGAAAGACUUAAAUAGGCAGCUCCACAGAGAGAAAGACAAGAACCGCAAUCUGGAGAAUAAGAUCAAGGAUACUCGGGAGGAUAACGAGCGGCUACGUCUCUCCCUUCCUUUUGAUGAGGCAGCGUUAACAACACAGAAGGGUUACGACAUUCCAUAUGGUGUGCAUGCAUCACAACGCCAGGAAACUGUAAAGAAGGACUACCGACAAAUCUUGUCACAACUUGAGGCGGAAUCAGGACUAAAGCCUGGACAGGAAAAGGACAUGAUCUGCCAACUGUGGAACACGCGUCAGCAGACGUAUCACCAGCUUAGACAGCUGGAGAUCACCCUUCAGGCUCUUAACCUCCGGGAUAACAACAUAGCCGAGGGGCUCAAGAAUUUAAGAGAAGUUAAAAGCCACGCAGAUGCACAGCUCAAGCAACUACAGGAACAACUGGAGGAUGCCAAGUCGGAGAGGGAAAUUAAGGAAACAACAUAUAAGGAACAACUGUCAUUGCUGGUAAAUGAACGCCAUGAUGCCUUUGCUCGCCUGAAGACUUGUGAAGAUUUGAUGGAGGCUGUUCGCAGUGAGAAUGAGAUCCUGAAGUCCAGUCUGGCUGGAGGUGGUGCUACCAGUCUCGGUGCUUCCCUUACUCUGGCCACCAAUGGACGUAUUGAGGCACUACAAGCUCAGGUUAAGGACCUUGAAGGCCAGAUCCAACAGAUGACAAGAACAACACGCUUGUUAGAAGGCGAGCUGUCUACAUUACGAAUACAACUGGAGGCAAGAGACAAAGCUCUGGAGGAUGCUCAAAGUGAGCUGGAUAUCGCACACUCUCACCUCACAGGUGAUGGCGGCGAGGACCGCAAACAGGAGAAAAUAGACAAACUCACAUCACAGAUAAAUGAUCAUCAGUCUGAAAUCAAGCUGCUUCGUGACAAGGUUACUUCCCUAAACACAGAAAAGAGCAGGGUAGAAAGAGAUCUAGAGGCGUCCCUGAGAGAAGCCAACAUGGCCAAAGCCAAGGUCAAGGAAACCAAACAUGGAGAAAUGACUGACAAUAAGCAGCUACAUAUAUUACGAGAGGAGCUGGAAGAGAGAGACCGGCGACUUGGCAAACUUACUCAGGAGUAUGAUAGCCUGGAGACAGAGCUACAGACAGCACGUCAGGAUCUUUAUGCUGAGCAGAUACAGUCCCAGGACUAUGAGGCACAGAUUGAGAGUUACCAGGGUCAGAUAGAGCAGCGAGGUCUGAUACUAGACACCCUGAGUGGGACAGAGAAAGAACAGCUGGCUCAGUUCCAGAUUCUGAAGGAGACACUUGACUCGGUCAGUCAGGAGCUCAACCAGAAAUGUGCCGAGAUGAAGGUGUUAAAUCUGGAGAUGAGCAAGGAGAAGGAUAGAUAUGAGUAUAUGGAGAAAGAAUUAACAACACUGAAGAGGGAGAGGCCACUGAAGGGAGAUGAUGAGACCGUGGAGACAAGUCUUCCAAGUCACUUGCUUCAGAUCCGGGAACUGGAGACAGAACGAGAUCACCUGAAAACAGAACUCAUUGAAAUGACUGAGGCACUAAAACAGGCAACAGAAGAAAAUGGAAAUCUGGACAAGGCUAUGAAACAGAUGGAGCAGGCACUAAUGGACGAAAAAUCGGCUCAUCUUCAGACCAGUGCUGAGAGAGGAGAGCUCGAACAACACUUAGAGGAGAUUGCAGAGGAGCAUGAUGCUCUGUCCCAGGAAAGAGACCAGAGUGAGGAAGAUAUCGUCAGACUUGAGACCAAUCUCAAGGAUGUUAUACACAAGUUUGAAAUAGAAACCCGCAAAACUCAUGAAAACUUUGCCUCCAAAUAUCCACAAGUACCUGCUGAGGCUUUGAAGAUGGCCGGAGAACUGGACAGCCUGAGGACUCUGAUGGAGGCAAAACACAAGGAACAUGAAAUGCUGAAUGAUAAAAUCAAUCGGCAGCAAGUGGAGAUGGACUUCCUAAACAGGAGAGUGGAACUAAUACAUAAUGAGAACCAGUGUAACAGGGAUGAUAUUGCUCGCCUCACUUCUGAAGUCUCCGCCAAGAUAAAGGAGGGCGUGGCUAAUAGGGAAAUGAACCAGUUCCUAGUGAAGGAGAGGGCAAGGCUACAAAAGGAGAAUACCCAGCUGAAUGCAUCUGCGGAAAAGGAGAAAGGCAUCAAGGAGCGUCGACGAGCAGAGAUAGCAGACGUUAUGAGGAAGGUGGAGAGGACAGAAGAGUCAACUAAAAGCACAUCCCGAGAGGUGUUACAGAAAGAUGCCAUCAUUGCCGGUCUGGAAGCCGAGCUUGGCCAGACCAAACAGACUUGUCAGACUCUAGAGGUUGACCGGUCCCAUCUACAAGGCAAGGUGGAAAACUUACAGCAGGAUGUGGAGAACAAAGUGGUCCUCACCUCAACACUGGAGACCCACCUGGAAACAGAAAGGGGGCGGCUGGAAGAAGAAAAGUCAAAUGCAGCCAAAAAACAAGAUGAGCUUAUGUCUACAUGUCAUGAGCUUGAACGACUCAAACAUGAACAUGGAUUGUUGUUGAACAACCUUAAUGAUGAGAAACAAACUGUGGAAAAUUUGAAAGAGUCCCUAGAUGUACAGCAGCAGUCAUGUACCAAGUUACAGGAACAGGUGAAUGUAUUGACCAAAGAGUUGGAGACCACCCAGAUUCAACUGACCACCAGUAGGGAAACUGUUGAAGGUCUAAAACAAGACAAGGGUGCCAUUUACCAGGAAUAUGAUUCAAUGAUCCGGCGACUUAGUGAGAGGGACCAAACAAUUGCUGAACUACAAAGUAAAUGUGACCGAACUGAGCAGCAAAUGCAGAAGGAGCUGACUCUUCAGAAACACAGUUUGGAGCGGGAGAACACAUCGACAGAGCGCGACCUCGACGUCACCAGAGAGGAGAAUUCUGUCCUCAAGGAAGAGCUCAAACAGAAGGAAGCACAGCUGAGCAGUUUUGGACGUACACUGAAAGAGCUUGAGGAUGCUAACAAGGAGAAAGUGGAGCUGGAGGGUAAGAUGAGGCACAUGGAGAGUACAGUCGGUGACACGGAUCUGUUGACACAAAGUCUCCGCAAGGAAACCAUGACACUACAGGAAACAAUUGCCAGACAGCAGGAAAGUCUGUCCACUCUCCAGCUGGACCACUCAGCUCUACGGGAUAAGAUGAGGAUACAGGAGGAGAAGCUGACUGACCAGAUCCUUGUCCUGGAGAAGACUAACAACGACUUACGAAACCAGUAUGAUGGGGAGAAAUCCUACCUAAAAGACAGCCUGAUGCAGGCUCAGACUAGAGUGGCAUCUGUGGAGUCAAGUCUGGCGUCCGCCAUUGAUAGUCGUGACAAACUUCAGAUCAACAGUAGGAUGCAGGAGAGAUCACUUGAGGAGACUAAAGAGCGCCUUCAGGAGGAGAUGACGAGUCGCAAAAUUGCAGAACAAAGGGCAGAGUCGGUACAAUCCCAGUUACACGAGCUACGGAAAGAUAAGUUUUUAUCUGAAGAAAAAUUGAACCAAAUGGCCACAACUUUGACAAAAACGGAACAGAUGGUGAAAACAGAGAAGGAUCGCGCCAAACGUCUGUCAGACCAGCAACAGGAACUGGAAGCCACUGUUUAUACACAGGAGUCAUCAACAAAGGCCAAACAGGAUCAGUUAGAACUUCAACAGGAGUUUGAGAUUGAUGAGGAGAUCCUACUGGAGCCUCUCCCAAUGAAUGAAAUUGGUAAACUCCGACAGAUACUGGAGAGUCAAAAGCAACAACUAAACGCCAAACUUAAGAAAACUACAACAGAACUAAAACAACAGCUUGAGAUUAUAGAGGAGGACCGUGUCAGAGUUAUCCAGCAGAAUCAGUUGUUGUCAGCUGAUGUAGAGAGGGCCAGAGACCAACUUGCCAUGAAAAACAAGGAAAACCUUCAGCUACAGGAGACAAUCCUUAGUCAGGAGGAUCAGGUCAGGGAAUACACACUCAAAAUUCGCCGUGCAGAUGAUGCUCGCAAAGCUGAGGAGGAGCUGCAAUCAAAGCUCUCUUCCAAGUUUGCUGCCCAGGAGGAAGAGCUAAAGAGAAUGAAGAUAUACUUAUCCAAGAAAGCAGAAGAGGCAGGAGACAAUGAGAAAUCAAUGUGGAUGGACCUGAACCGUUUGAUACAGGACAUGAACCGCCAGCUCCAUGAACACAUGGAGUCCCAGAAAUCUGGUGGACUGGACUCCAAGGACAGGGAUGGGAAGCAGUUGAGUAAAUACAAAAAACGUGUUAUAGAUCUCGAGUCAGAGCUGAGUACAGAAAAAGCUGUUCACCAGAUAACAAAGUCUUCACUUCAGGCACUUGAGGAAGACAAUCAGAGAUUGAGACAUCAGUACCACGCCAUGCGGCGCAGAGACAAUGUAACCUCUGACAAGAAGUACAAAUCACGGAUGGAAGCAAUCAAUGAAAUCAUCGCUAAGUCACAGACACAGGCACAGGCAAUGUUAGCUGCCAGUGGAUACUAUGAUGACCCUCAGAAGAGUCUGUACUCACCAAGGACAGACUACAGAGGUUCUCCCGACAAUUCUCUGGCCAGUGACCUGUCCUUCAAUAGCACUGGGCCAAUGGUGAUCCCUCCUUACACAGGCUCCUCCCCUACCAAGCCCACGAUAGGGACAGGGUCACCACGGAAAUAGAAACUGGCUAUAACAAUAAUAUAACUAGAGAACAUGGACUUAAUAACUUAAUGUUCCAUGUAGGACAUAGUGUGUCGUCACUUCUCAAAUUAUAACUCUAAGGCGUCAUUUUACAUGUGUUUUGGUUUCAAAGGAGAAGUCUUCUCUCCUUUUGAAGAAAACUAAGAAAGAGAUUUAACGUUAAUGAAAUGUGAAAUAUAAAUACUUGUUAGGACGUAACAGUAUACUGAGCUACUGUCUCGCCCAAUGAAUUAUGCAACAAUUCAAUGUGAUGCAAAUUUCCUUAGAGAAAUGAUAAUUACAUUUGAUGAAUGAAAUAUGCCAAAUAUCAUACAUCAUACAUGUAUUUCAUACAGCGAUUCGAUAUCUGUACAGUCAAAAAGUAUUUUCAUACCUCAGGUAUGCUUGGUAUUUAAUAUGCAUGAAUGAAUUUUUGAUCAUGUAAAAAGGAGAUGCUUGCUGUAUGCAUGAAUCAUUCGUCAGCUGUCGGACAUUUGAUUAAUAAUCAAAUACAAUCUGAAAUAUAUUGAUUCUAGAAUUACCUUAUCAACACAAAUGUUGCUCACUGCUUUCUUCACCACAUGAAAAAAUAGUAUUCACGGACAGUUUACUUAUUAUUGUUUUGAAAAACAAUUGUGUGAAAUGAUGUGGUGUAUCAGUGAUAUAUCCUCUCCUGCCUGCAUUUGGUGUGAAAAGAGCCAGUGUAUAAAUAGAAUAGGAUAUAUGGAAAUCUUUCAUUAAAUAUUACUUUCAUCUUUUGUGUACAUCUGUUUGAAGAUUCAACUAAUUACUCGGUGAUGUCAUUUUUUUAUAUAACUUUAUCAUUCAUAUACAUUUUUGCUCCUCUGACAUUGUGCAUUAUAGCACUGUUAGAGCUCAUGAAACAUAUGUUCAUGAAAGUUUUAUAAUAUACAUUUUAAUACAUAAUGUACACAAGAGAUAUUAAAAGGAAAUAUACAUUUUCAUUUACAUUUUACAAAUUUCAUAGCUUACAUUCCAGUUUCGUUGCUUGUGUCAUUGUCCGAUAUAUGUCAAACAUUCCAUUACCCAUCCAAAUAUAUUUAACAUUAUUAAAAGUCAAUUCUACAACUAAAUUUUACUGUAAUCAUUUAACAAAAAUUAUUUCUUUUAUUAUUUUAACUUAUUUUUUAGUAUAAGUAAUUAAGUUGUGGUAUCAGACAAGCACUUUGAGAAAGGAAGUUGGGUAGGUCCUUUUUCUCGGUGUAUUUCCGUCCAUAUUGUGAUACAAAAUGUGAUAGCAUUGUUACUGUAGGUAACAGAUUUCUGUUUAUAUAUACAUUUUAUUUACAAUUUAUAUUCAUUUUAAUAUUAAAUUAUAAUAAUUAUUUAUAUAUUUAAAUUAUUAAUUUAAAAGAUAAAAUAUGUAGUUGAUCAUGUUCCAUCCGUUUAUCCUGAACACUUACAAACAGUAAUUGUCCUGAGUUGGCCUUGAAACUAUAACUGCAUUCAUACUAAAGGCUCAGUAUUCAGUAAAACAUUUAUCCAAGGCUUUUACAGGGAUUUUCUUCAUCUUAUUUCUUAAACUGUUUCACUGUUUUAUUUCAUGACAUAGUGUUAGAAUUUUAAUUUGUGUUAAAAUGAGUUAAUUACUGUUGUGAUUUCUACAGAUGGAUUGAACAAUCAAUUUCGAUUUUAUAGGUGUGGUAAUAUACUUAGUUAAUAUAAGAGUUUAGUUAAAUCUGUCAAGUUGAAUAUCCUAUGGAUCAGAUCAGAUGUCUCAUAAGUUGAAAGCCAGUAUCUGCACUCAGAGUAUUUCUCAGGUGUAAUUUAGAUCAUUUAUUUAAGUGUGCAACACAGGUUUAUAUUUUACCUAUGUUCAUAAUGUACUUGAUAAUGCAUGUAUUCAUUAACAUGUAUUUACUUUUUGUUCUUGUUUAAAGUUGUUGGAAAAAUUUGGGGCAAUACUAUCCUAUUGAGAUUGUUGUUUGUCUUGAAAAGGACAAGAUUUUUUUCACUGAGGCAGUCUUUUCUACAUCCUGAUAAAUGAGAUUGUAGCUUUUGGUAAUAAACAUCAGCUGGUCACUUAGUGGAUAACUGGUCAAAAUCACUUAGUGGAUAACUGGUCAAAAUCACUUAGUGGAUAAUUGGUCAAAACAGCAAUACACUGUUACUUUUGGAAAAACACUUUUAGGUAAAUAGAAAUACUUCAUAAGCCAAUUUAACAUUGUUUUGUAUGUAGCACAAUUAGGUAUAAAAAAACAAACACAACUGCAAAUUUGCAAUAUUGCAUGUGUUCAUACUGAUGUUUUUAUUGAUUCCAGGUGUAAAGUUAAUGUCUUUUUUUCAUGUACCAUAAUAAUAACUGGUUUUGUGUUUAUCCCAGCUAAUCAUUGUCAAAUCCGUCCACUGUCAUAUAGGGUAUUGGUGCAAAACACAGUCUACUCAGUAUUUUAAGUUGUCUCGUUAAAAAAAAAAUGUUUUGUGUUCAUACCUUUUAUAUUUUAUUUAACACUAUCAGGUUGGUUCAGACAGUCACAGUGACUUCUGUUGUACAAGGAAAAAUCAUCAAAUUGAUUCAUCAUCAUAUUGAAAAACACAAACAAAUGCGUAAUGCAAAAUUGUGUACAGUAUGUUGUUAUUAACCAGUCUGCUUUCAUAUUAAUACUGUAUGUAUGUCGGAAUCACGCCUGUAGCUGCUCUUUAUUGGAAUUAGGUGUUUGGUUAUAGAUUUAAGUCGAAAUUAUUUUGGUAUAAUUACUUUGUUAUUUUUCUGAUAUUCUAAAUAUAAACUUGCCAGAAACACUCGUCUUCCAGUACAUUUGUUUCAAAAUCAAAAGGUUUCAUAUUUCAAAAAAGAUAGAAUGCAUUAUUUUCCUUUAGGGAAUGUAUAUAAAUAAACCAUAUUUGUGUUGUUUUCUUACUAUUAAUCCUCUACAUGACAUUUAAAUGUCGUUGCACAACAUGAAGAUUUAAAGGCAAAACAUGCAAACUCAAUGUUAGAGGUUGUUCCAAUCUCGCCACAAAGAUUACCCAUUCUGAGUACAUUUACAUCAAACUAAGCUCACUAAUCCUGAUUCUGUUGUCUACACAGUUAAUAUUUUUACACUGCUAUGUUAAUUAUAUAAUAUAUAUACAAUAAAGUAUACAUGGUAACUGGA